This is a messenger RNA of Penicillium oxalicum, 3171 nucleotides long. Its product is annotated as putative nitrate reductase. The record is from RefSeq and is a predicted model, not a curated record. Bases 1 to 3171 code for a protein of 1056 amino acids. Lineage: Eukaryota; Fungi; Ascomycota; Eurotiomycetes; Eurotiales; Aspergillaceae. The transcript is spliced from 5 exons. Gene Ontology annotation, molecular function: oxidoreductase activity; molybdenum ion binding.
AUGGCUACAAAAGCACACUACACCAAUCCGGAUCGCACUCAUAGUGGCUCAUCUCAGGAGGAGAUUCGCAACGAGCCAGACUGGGCACAAACUAAUCAUGAUCGAAUCGGAUUCCGGACCAACGACGAUCGUCAUCGGGGAUUCACACACGCAGGUGAUGAUACUUGGGAUGUUGAGGAACAACGUGAAUUCCUGGCAUGGGCCAAGAAGGAGUCUGAGCAGCUGCGACAGGAAAUUCAGGAGCAUCAACUCGUCAAUGUGCGCGAGUUCAUGUCCAAACAGGAGGAUUAUCAUUUGAGGUUUCCUGAGAAUCAUCCGCGAGGCUGGCGGUAUGUGCUGGAUACAACGGAGGACUUUAUUAAAUACAAGCAAGACUGGCCGGUGAAUGUGAAGAAGCGCCAGAAAGAAGAGGAGGAAAAGGAGAAGAAACAAAAAGAAAAAGAAGCAGCGAGCAAUGAGCAGAGUCCAGAGCCGAAAAAGGAACAUGAGUGGCGCAGAGGUCGUGGCGAGAAUGAGACUCACCACGAUGCUCAUGCAGUUGAUUCGGACGAUGAGCAGAAGAACAAUGAGAACAAGGACCAAAACGACAAGAAAGAGAGACUCGAGGAAAAGUACUCGCCACAAGAGUUGGCUCUGCUGCGCCUCUUACAGUCGGAAAGUGAAUUGAUGCAAAACAUCAAGCAAAAUGAUGGUAGUGCAAAAUCCCCCGUCAAGUCGAGCGAAGAUCAAGACUUGUCGAUUGACGAAGCCGAUCAAUUCACGCCCGACAAUUGGAUUCCACGAUCCCCUCACCUGAUUCGACUUACAGGGAAACAUCCUCUGAACGGCGAGCCCGAACUGACCGCACUGUUCAAGGCUGGAAUGAUCACGCCGAACCAGCUCCAUUAUGUUCGUAACCACGGACCGGUGCCACAUCUACGAUGGGAAACCCACAGCAUCGACGUUGCCGAUGGCAAGCUCACCUUGUCGAUGGAAGAUCUGCAGAACAACUUUUCCGCGAUUAACAUCGCAGUGGCUCUCGCCUGUGAUGGCAAUCGGCGCAAAGAGCUCAACAUGAUUCGGAAAUCAAAGGGCUUCAGUUGGGGAGCCGGAGCGAUCAGUUGCGCUUUCUGGAAGGGACCACUGCUACGCGAUAUUCUUCUCGCAGCGGGGUUUGAAGAUGAGAGUAUUCGGAAAGACCAAGUUCGCCGCUGGGUCCAUUUCGAAGGCGCGGACGAGUUGAGCGAGGGUAAAUACGCCACGUCUAUUCCACUCGCAUAUGCCAUGGACCCUGAGAACGAUGUGAUCCUGGCCUACGAAAUGAAUGACACUCGACUUCCACCCGAUCAUGGGUAUCCAGUACGCUUGCUGAUUCCUGGCUUUGUCGGUGGUCGCUGUGUGAAAUGGCUGCGCCGGAUCUGGGUAUCUGAGAAGGAGAAUGACAGCUAUUAUCAUAUCUGGGAUAACCGAGUCGUGCCCAGCUUUAUUCGAGACAAGGAUUCCGAGUUUGCAAAGACCAUGUUUCACCAUCCCAGCACGGCUUGCAAUGAGCAGAACUUGAAUUCAAUCAUCGUCAAGCCCGAGCAUGGAGAAAAGAUCUCUCUCGCGGAUGUGAACGCCAAGCAGACAUAUCGGAUCGCCGGCAUUGCAUACGAUGGCGGUGGCCAUGAAGUUCAGCGAGUGGAAGUCAGCCUGGACGAUGGCAAGACGUGGUUGUACUGCGUGCGCGAGUUCCCUGAAUACCCUGUUCGUCACGGCAAAAAGUUCUGGACAUGGCUACAUUGGCACGUAGACGUGGGACUCUCCCAUUUAGUACGCGCACAGAGCAUCGUGGUUCGCUGCUUCAACGUGUUCAAAAACACUCAGCCUCGAGAGCCUUCUUGGAAUAUCAUGGGGAUGAUGAACAAUUGCUGGUACACGGUGCGACCAGAGAUAUUGCACGACGAAAGUCAAGAUACCAUCACACUUUAUUUCCGACAUCCCUGCGAGCCGGGCACAGGAAAGGGGGGCUGGAUGCAACCCUCGACAGAGAACCAGAUGGAACAGAUCAAGCACGAGGUUUCAUCGCCCCAGAAACAAUUCACCCGCGAAGAGAUCGAAAAUCACAACAAAGAAGAUGAUUGCUGGAUCAUCGUCAAUAACAAGGUCUACGAUGCUACAAGCGUGCUCGAUUGGCAUCCCGGUGGCAAGGCCACAAUUCUAGCCCACGCUGGUAAAGUCCAUGCUGAAACGACCGAAGCCUUUGAAAGUAUUCAUGACGAUUAUGCAGAGCAAAAAUUGAGUGAAUGUGUUCUGGGCGUGGUAACCGAAAAAGCCAAGGGCUUCAUCAAAAAGCAAGCCGAAGAAGCCGCCAAGGAAAAGGCAAAGUCUUCCGAACAAGGGUCGGAGACGGUGCUGAAUCGCCAUAGAUGGAGGGCCGUGAAAUUCGCUGGAAAAGAGACACUUUCUGAAGACACCAAUCGAUAUUCCUUCGUCCUGCCCGCGGGAACGAAGAAGUUGGGCUUGGCAACAUGUCAGCACCUUCAACUAGGGUUUCACUUUAGCGAUCGAUUGGUGGUGAGAGCGUAUACGCCCACUCGGCCCGUCUUUGAGAAAGAAGAAGAUGGAACGUUCGACCUCGUGGUCAAGACGUACAAGCCUGACAUGUCCCAACCAGGUGGAACGAUGAGCAAUAUUCUCGACUGUCUUGAACCCGGCGAAGAGAUUGAAAUCAAGGGUCCAACCGGAGAAAUCAAGUACAUGGGACAGGGCAAGUUUAUCAUCGAUCAAAAAGAGUAUCACUUUAGCAAAGUCAGUCUUGUACUGGGUGGGUCGGGUAUCACGCCGGGAUACCAGCUCAUUUGUCGCAUACUACGGGCCAGAGAACAAGGCGAGGCGGAGGAUUCGACUAUUUUGAAAGUCAUCGACGCUAACAAAACCGAGGGCGAUAUUCUCUUGAGGGAUGAACUGGAUCAGCUGGCUGAGAAACAUCCGAAACAACUUCAGAUCACGCAUAUUCUGUCGCACCCUGGCGAUAACUGGACUGGUGAAAAGGGGCACGUCUCCAAAGAUAUUUUGGAAAAGUACGCCUUUGGCCCUGAGAAAGACGCCGUGGCGUUGUUGUGUGGUCCUCCAACGAUGAUUCAAAAGGCGGUUCUUCCGGCGUUGAAAGAGAUGGGUUAUGAGGAAGAUGCGAAUGUAUUUGGGUUCUGA